CCGUUCUUGAGUCUUCCCACGGUAACCAGUCCCGCAGUGACUUGUUCCACGGCAACGUUGACGGUCAGAGACCACAGAGAGCCUAAACGAAACAUUUUAGUUCUCUGCGAUCGUUUGCAGCUCUGAUCUCGUAGAACUAACCGGCCCCUCUAGUUCGGUCUCAAUACUUCUUCACCUAGUCACGUUUGGUGAAUAUCGUCUCGUUUAGUUCCGGAACAACUUGACAUCAAGAAUGAAACGACAUAUAGAGUGGUUUACAGGCCCAGACCAAACCCUUAAGGACCGCUCUCGAUUCUGGACCUGGAACAUGCGCGGACUCCACGGUGACAUGGAUACUAGAUACGAGGGUGACCGUCGCUCUUCAACGACUUCGGGACCUCAAGGCCGCCAUCUCUACACGAGUUCGGAGCCCAGCGGCUUCAACUUCCGUCCCUUAGCAUCUAACACCUAUGGCUAUCAUCCAAAGGGCGUUUCACUCCAUCGUAGACCGGAUGCCGGAUUAGCCGCACAGCACGCUUUGGCUCAUGAAACGGCUCCCGUCUUGGACAGCAAACGACCUAAAUGGUCCACAUCGCUGAAACCGUUGGACGACGUGAUGCUGAUGCGCGAACCCCGUGCGACUUCGGUACCGCCACGCCGGUCCAUGCUGCCCGCCGGCAGCGCCCUCCGUCGUCUGCCCAUCGAUCCAGCUCUGGACGACUUGCUCAAUCUCCGGACCUGGUCAGAAACCCGUACCGCCUCACCCGAAGAGUUGGAUGAAGCCGAGAAAGCCUUGCACAAGUUGAAAAAAAUCGUAGGCUAUUGUAAGCCCUACGACAGACACUGUCAUAACGCCAUUGGCAGCGUGGAAGACAUCCUCCGCAGCGUCGAAAGAAACGCCGAGAGAGCUGCUUCGGCCUCCAGAUCCAGGGUACCUGCCGAACCGAAAUCCGUCACUUUCGACCCGUACUACACCGACUGAAAACAAUUUGGCUUAAUCGAAACUUUCUUUGCUUCUUCCGAUUACCUUCAUGAGUGUACUCGUCCCCCUACCUAAUAGACAUUUUUUUGAACGCCACAAAUUUACAAGUGCGUACCAUAGAUUUUGUCGUAGUGUAGUUUACACGUAGCUCGUCAUCCAGCCAACUCGCCUUCCUCGUCUGCCCUCCAUGUCCAUAACGACUGAUAGUCGUCACAAACUCUCCCUAUCCUUUUAGUUGUAAGUAUCGCUUUAUAUUUUGACACUUAAGCCUCAUUGAUACUGUGUUUCAAUAAAUCGAUUGACCAGGAGGUUGAUUCGCUAUUAGGAA
Messenger RNA from Daphnia carinata, 1289 nucleotides. RefSeq lists its product as uncharacterized. NCBI's taxonomy places the organism in Eukaryota, Metazoa, Arthropoda, Branchiopoda, Diplostraca, Daphniidae. The record is from RefSeq and is a predicted model, not a curated record. The transcript is spliced from 5 exons. The coding region runs from base 233 to 961 and encodes 242 amino acids.